GGAACAACCCAUCUUCAGCACCCGAGCUCACGUCUUCCAAAUUGACCCAAACACUAAGAAGAACUGGGUUCCCACCAGCAAGCAUGCUGUUACUGUGUCCUACUUCUAUGACAGCACAAGAAAUGUCUACAGGAUAAUCAGUUUGGAUGGCUCAAAGGCAAUAAUAAAUAGCACUAUCACCCCCAACAUGACAUUUACUAAAACAUCCCAGAAGUUUGGCCAGUGGGCAGACAGCAGGGCGAAUACAGUCUAUGGCUUGGGAUUUUCAUCUGAACAUCACCUUUCAAAAUUUGCUGAAAAAUUUCAGGAAUUCAAAGAAGCUGCACGACUUGCAAAGGAAAAAUCCCAUGAAAAGAUGGAACUAACAAGUACACCCUCUCAAGAGUCAGCUGGAGGGGAUAUUCAGUCUCCUUUAACGCCAGAAAGUAUUAAUGGAACAGAUGAUGAGAGAGCGACGCCGGAAGUGACGCAGAACUCAGAACCAAGGGCUGAACCAACCCAGAACGCAUUGCCAUUUACCCAUAGUUCGACAAUCAGCAAGCACUGGGAGGCAGAGCUGGCCACGCUCAAGGGUAAUAAUGCUAAGCUCACAGCAGCCCUGCUGGAGUCCACUGCCAACGUAAAACAAUGGAAACAACAACUUGCUGCAUAUCAGGAGGAAGCAGAGCGUCUUCAUAAGCGCGUAAGUCAAGGCAAAUAG
Molecule: messenger RNA, 700 nt
Organism: Apaloderma vittatum (bar-tailed trogon)
Lineage: Eukaryota; Metazoa; Chordata; Aves; Trogoniformes; Trogonidae
Product: homer protein homolog 1
Exons: 5
Biological process (GO): G protein-coupled glutamate receptor signaling pathway; regulation of store-operated calcium entry
Cellular component (GO): cytoplasm; plasma membrane; dendrite
Molecular function (GO): G protein-coupled glutamate receptor binding
Source: RefSeq, a predicted model, not a curated record